Molecule: messenger RNA, 2622 nt
Organism: Fusarium odoratissimum NRRL 54006
Lineage: Eukaryota; Fungi; Ascomycota; Sordariomycetes; Hypocreales; Nectriaceae
Exons: 3
Coding region: 1-2622 (873 amino acids)
Source: RefSeq, a predicted model, not a curated record
AUGCGUCUGGCCGGUCUUGUUGUGGCUCUCGCCGCUUUGGCGGAGGCUCAACUCCCAGAGACUCCUGGAGCGAAUGGUGCAUCCACCACCACGACUCAUCACCCUCUCCCCUUUGAGACGACUUCAUCUGAGAUUCCUGCACUUGAUAAGACAACUUCUGCAGAUGUUACACUUCUAGAGACCAGCACAGGCAUUCAGGUUCCUGAUUCUGCAUUUACUUCCACCGAUGUGUUGCCUGAGCUACCUGAGUCCAAGAGCACCGACAUUGCGGUUGGAGGUACUACUACUGCCAAUGGCGAGUCACCUCUCGACCCGACAUCUUCAGAUGAGGUCCCUGCUGAACAGCCCACUGCUGGGACGGGACAGCCCACUGGUCCCGAGACUACGGUUCAACAGCCUCCAGCUAUCGACACUACAACAUCACAAGAGCCUCCCGUAGCAGAGACAACUACUCAGCAACCUCCUGCCCUUGAUACUGCCACAACUGGUCAGACACCUGGUGUUGAGACUACUAGCCAACAACCUCCUGCACCUCAGUCAACUACUGAGCAAGGCCCUGCUGUUGACACAGCCACUACACAGCAAGGUCCUCUCCCUGACACAACCACCCAGCAGCCUCCUACUCAGGACUCCACAACUGAGGAACUGGCACCUCAGGAUACCACUUCCCAGCCUUUUGUUGGAGAAGAGACUACCAGUACCCAGGCUCCCGCCGUAGACACCACUUCCUCAGAACAGCCUGUUGAUGAGGUGCCAUCGACGACUGAGAAGCCUGAGGGCCCCAAGCCUACUAAUACCAAGCAGGGGGAAGCUGAGCCUACUAGCAAGGACGAAGAGUCUGAUCCUAAGUCCAAAGACUCAGACAAUGAGGACCCCAAGACCAAGGAUGAGACUGACCCUGAGCCCACCACCAAGAAAGACGAGGCUCCUGUCACAGUCCCUCCUGCUGCUGUCACUGCUGAGCCUCAAGAGACUAUCUUUGGUGUCAGCGAUAAUACUCUGCAUAGCACCAAGGACAGCGAUGGCAAUGAUGUUGUUGUCCCUGUUCUCUUUGGUCCCUCCUGCCUGAUCUUUUGUGAGCAUGCUGGCAAAGACAAUGGCCCUGGUGGUAUCGUUCUUUGGGGUAUUGGACCUGCACCUGGAAGCUACGUCCUCCCUCCUCUCCCUGGUAUCACACCUGCUCCUUCAGCCGUUGUCAUCAAUGGAGGUGUACCAACACCCGUUGGAACUCAGACACCUGAGGAUCCUGAUGAUCAGGACGAUGAUGACGAUGAUGACGACGACAAGAGUACUGCUGAGGAGGAGACCAAGACUGAAGCUAAGACUACCGAAGCCAAGUCCACUGCUGAGUCUUCCGCAGCUUCCACUACUGAGGCUAGCACCACUGAGUUACCUCAACUAACAAUGGGCGUUGAGACGGUCGUAGUGGACGUUGAUGCUACUCCUACCACCGGUGCUACUUCCAGUGAAGCGACGACGGAGGCCACCAGCACUGAAGCAUCUACUCAGACCAUGGACCUUCCUCAACUGACUAUGGGCGUGGAAACGGUAGUCGUAGACGUCGAUGCCACUCCGACAACCGGAGGAACUACUGAGACUUCUGCUGCUAUAUCUACCGAGACCACUGAGGUUACUACUCAGACGACGGAGCUUCCUCAGCUGACCAUGGGAGUCGAUACAGUCGUUGUGGAUGUUGAUGCUACCCCUACUACAGGAGGCACCACUGAGACCUCCGCUGAGUCGGCCACUACUGAAGAGUCGAGCACUGAGGUUUCCGAGACCACGAAGACUAAGGAUACCACUACCGCCGAGACAACUUCAACCGAGGCCACGACUGUCCAGUCUACGACUGAGCAGUCAAGAACAGCAAGACCUACAUCUACUGAGACUUCUGUUCAGUCUACUACUUUCGCCACUACCACCACUACUAAAGGCCCCGAACGCGAGUAUCCUUGCAUCAUUCAUGCCAAUCCCGGCAUCGAUCCUUACUGCGCCUGUGAGACUACAGUCAGCGGCAAGGGCUUCUAUGUUUCCACCGAUUUGAUCUCAUCGUCUUGCGCCGACUACACGACCUUCCCUUCCUCUAUCCCUACUAAUGCUCCAGAGCCCAAGGUCACCGAGAAGCCAGAUCCUGAGCCUUUCGUCAAGACCGAUGAUGGCACAGUCGUCUCUUAUCCUGACCGUACAGUCAAGGUUGGAAACUACCCUGGUGGAAAGUAUACUUACACCGAAGGUGUCGGAGACGCCGUUACGCUCGAGACUCCUUUACCCACGCAGACCGAUGCGAACAACAAGGGCUCUAGCCAGUGUGGCAGCAUCGAUGAUGCAUGUGACCGUGCUCUGAACGAUGGUUUUGAUGAUGAGACUAUCUAUAAGGACUAUGUCUCGCGAUAUGCUAGGAUUCAGAGCGGUAUGGUCAUGGUCGCGACAUUUGGUCAAGCUGGUUGCACGGCUCAGUUCAAGUGCGAUGAUUAUGGUCUUGGAAUGAAGGGCAAGGAUAUCAAGGAUGCUGUCCAGCACAUGAAGGAUAACGAUGGAGUGAGCAAGUGCGGAACAGCGUACCUAUCCAACACGUGUCAGAUCACGUUAAACUAUUGUACCAAUUGUCACCAUGAUGGUUGA